Molecule: messenger RNA, 1509 nt
Organism: Miscanthus lutarioriparius
Lineage: Eukaryota; Viridiplantae; Streptophyta; Magnoliopsida; Poales; Poaceae
Source: the annotation of a GenBank genome assembly
AUGGAAGAGGAGGACAGGCUGAGCAGCCUCCCCGACGACCUCCUCCACUCCAUCCUCCGCGAGCUCCCGUUCAAGCACGCCGUCCGAACGAGCGCCCUCUCCCGGCGGUGGGCGCCGCAGUGGCUCCGCGCGCUCGCCUCCUCCCGGGUCCUCGACUUCACCGACCGAGACUUGGCCCGCGGCCAGCUGCCCGCGCGGGCCGCGGCGGCCACGAUGCGUCGCUGCCUUGAGCUCCACGCCGAGCACGGCGCGCCACUGGACGUGUUCCGUGUGGCGCUCAUGUUGCCGCCAGGGUCGAGCGACGGCGUGUUCGGGCGCGACGUGGUCGGCUGGAUCGCGUCCGCCGUGGCGAGGGGCGCCAGGGAGGUCGAGGUGGAACUGAUACCGACACCGACACCGACACUUAGGGGCCUGGUUCCGGACUCCGACGACGGAAGCGCGGAGUUCGUGGAGCUGCCUGGCGACCUGUUCGUGGCCCGGAACUCGCUGGCGCGCCUCGCGCUCGGCGGGUUCAGCCUCGGCGCCGUCCCGGCCGCUCCGGGCGGGCUCGCUGGUCUCCGCUCGCUCUCCCUCAGCCACGUCGACCUCGCAGGCGAGGCGGUUCGCGACGUCGUGUCCAGCUGCCGGGCGCUGGAGCACCUCAGGCUGAGCAGCUCCGGGUCCUGGAGAGAGUGCGAAUCGAUUAGGAUCGCCAGCGAGACGCUGCGGGUCCUGGAGAUCGUAGGAUGCAUAGACGUGAAGCAGGUCCGGGUCACCGCGCCCGCGCUCGAGUCGAUCGCCUUCCACGACGACGACUUCUUCUGGGAGGACGCCGACGACGUCGUCUUCGACUUCGACGACGACAUGCCGGCUCUGCGGGACGUGUACCUUUCUCGAAUACGCUUCGCCCACGACUCUGACGAGACCGAGUUUGACUCCUUGUUGAGCGACGUCGAGCAUGCCCCGGUUUGGACGCUUUCCUGCGACGGCUGGAAUUUGCGGGUGCGGUUCGAUACGACGAACAUACAGGAGCUGCAACUGCUGAUAGCCUCCGAAGAUGAUUAUGACGACGACCUCGAGGUCUUCGCCGGUUUCUUCCAGGAGAACGAGCUUCCACUCCUGGACCGCUUGUUUCUCCGCUUCCCCGGCCACGUUACAGAUGCAAGCGACGCCGACGCGGCGGCAGCACCGGCCGGCGAGGUCGUCGACGACUCCGAACGCGAGAUCGACGACGAAUUUGUGCUUGACAGCCUCAGCUUCAUCAAGCUGGUGAAUUUCAGAGGGACGAGGUUCGAGCUGCAGCUGCUCGCCUUCUUCCUGAAGAGGGCCCCUGCCCUCAAGCAGCUGGUGCUGGUCACGGGGGGAGAAGAGGGAGGAGCUCCGGGUCCCGGAGAUGAGCACCUGGAGGUCAUCCAAAGGCAGGUGUCGGCGAUGCGGAAGGCAUCCCCACACGCACGUCUCACCGUGUGCGGGCCGUGCCAAGACCGCAGCCAGAAUCCUGUGCACACGAGGCUCUACGACGAAGAGUAA